Amoebophrya sp. A25 is the source of this 1001-nucleotide messenger RNA. The record is from the annotation of a GenBank genome assembly. NCBI's taxonomy places the organism in Eukaryota, Dinophyceae, Syndiniales, Amoebophryaceae.
AUGCACAGACAGGUAUUUAAGAGAUAUACCAAACGCAAAUUAGCACUAAAAGGUAACAAGUGUCAAGUAACAGGAGCAAGUAGAAAAGUCGAGUCAGGCUGCCUGCAUGAUGAUGAUGAUGUUGAUGAAAGCCAAGAACGGGUCCCCUGCGGACGAGGUGCUUCUCUGAUUUCCAAGUUUUGCGAUGUAUCUACUGACAACUGUCGAGGACGAUGCAGAUUGACAGAAAUUCUACCUGUAGCUACACAAAAUACCACACAGAACGACAGCGAAAUCCCUGAAGAUAUUACAAGAACGACAACCAGAACCCUCCGUGAGUGGAGGACUUUGUAAACCAAGAAUUCUAGCGCCUGGCAGCUGGAGCUGGAGUAGUCAGGUAUUAUCGGUCAGAGAGAUGUGCACUAGCGACCUAGGAGCUCGGCGGUCCUUAGCAGCGAGUCUAUGACGCUUGGCGCGUCACCGCGCCAGUGGUCGUUUUUGGAGCGCCGACUGGUGCGAUUUUGCUCACCGGAGUGAACAAAGGUCUUUCGCAGGGUUUUUCUUGUGUUGUGCGUAAUCCAAGUUGCUUGCUUCGCUAUCAUUACGAUACAGGGCGACGCCUUUGCGUGGAGUUUCAUAGCUGUUGCACUAGUUCUGUUCUGUCGAUUGCGUUGGUAUCGUUUUACGAUCGGGGCCCGCCACUCUUCUCAGCGAAAUCCAGGCACUUGGGAAAUCUGUCUUAGGAUUUGAAUUUGUGCUAGAUAGGAUGAGGUGUGUUGAGGACUACUUGGACAAAUAAAAUGACGUCACGUAGAAGUAGACGUAACUGAAUCCCUCAAGCAAAAGUAAAGCGGGGGCAAUUCAAUGCGCAGCAGUGUCCUCAGUAGAGUUGGACAAGGAUUGACUUUUCUCCCUACUUUGAUAGAGUAAGGCAACGCGAAUUAGACGUCUUUGCGGUCUGUGUUGUCUGACGGAUUGGAAAGUAAAGAUAAUAUGCUUGAUACAGGUGGAAAGUCGUCGCC